UCAAGCGGAAAUCAACGUCUCUCCUUGUUUACGGAAGCGUGGUGGACAUCCAUUCAUGGCUUUGCCCCACUGUCCUCAUCCGAUGUUUCGCUAAUUUUAUAAGCUUUUCAAUUUGAUUUAUUUUAAUUGUGUCACCGUUCGUCCGUAGUCAGCUGAAGCCGCCAUCAUGUGGGACCACGAAAUCAGAGCCAUGGCGUCCACUCACGCCAUCAUCGCCGCCUCAGUGUUCAUGGCCACCGUUCUCCCUGCUGUUCUUGUCCCAGGCUUUUCGGUGUACGGAACUCACCUGCUGUGGCUCUACUCGGUGUCAGCUGCCGUGGCCGCGGUCAGUGUCUCCGUCUUCUGGCUGCUCGGCAUCUCACCACCCACUAAGAAGCACACACUGGGAUACAAGCUGUCCAGGUUGUUUCGUUCAUGUCUUUACUUCUUCCUGUCUUGCCUGUUCUUCCACACGGUCGUCAUCCUCUACGGAGCGCCACUGAUUGAAUCUGCUUUGGAGACAUUUUCACUUGCUGUGCUGCUGACCUCACUGACCACACUGAGGUGCCUCUGUGUUCUCGGCCCCAACGUCCAGGCCUGGAUACGAGUGUUCAGUCGACAUGGAGCUAUGUCUGUUUGGGACACUUGUUUGCAGAUUACAGUGGCCUUCACCCUGAUUGGAGCCUGGCUGGGAGCAUUCCCAAUACCGCUGGACUGGGACAGACCGUGGCAGGUUUGGCCUGUUUCCUGCAGUCUGGGCGCUAUGAUCGGCUACCUGACUGGACUUGUUGUUGCUCCUGCGUGGAUCCACUACCAUCGCAAACAGCUCACAUACAAAUGCAAGUGAUUGUGGAUAUCUGCCUGGGUUGAUGCGAAUGUGUCUGGCGUUUGUUCACUUUCUACUGGUUAUUUAUUGGCAGCCUGUUAAUGAUUUUGUAACAACACAUUAUUUUGUACAUAUGCAAGGUGAGCCUGAGGAUUUUUGACAUGAAAUGAAUAAAGAAUUACUCGACUAA
Poecilia reticulata (guppy) is the source of this 995-nucleotide messenger RNA. RefSeq names its product phosphatidylinositol glycan anchor biosynthesis, class F (gene pigf). Gene Ontology annotation, cellular component: endoplasmic reticulum membrane. The record is from RefSeq and is a predicted model, not a curated record. Gene Ontology annotation, biological process: GPI anchor biosynthetic process. Lineage: Eukaryota; Metazoa; Chordata; Actinopteri; Cyprinodontiformes; Poeciliidae.